AUGUCUCAAGCAAGUCUAGACUCGAAUACCUGGUACCUCCUCUCAGACGCUAGAGUUACCAACGUCACAGGUCCUAUUAUAGGAUGCUUGCAACAGACCUCCGAAGGCCUACGAACUUACUCAUGCGACGAUAAAGAGACUAUGGCAUGGCAAUUCCAACCGGCAAACUCCACUAAAGGCCGAUAUCUCAUUCGAUCAAACGCAACCGGUGUGAGACUCCAACUAUCAGCCUGCUGGGACCCGGCAGAAACGGCGAAUGGACACACGGCAGUUUGCAUGAGGAGAACGACCUCAGAAGACUCACAGAUGUGGGAUAUACUCGACUGGGGCGAUGGCACUUUUGACCUCUUCAACGCUGCGAAUGGCUCCAGCUACAUUGUUGACCGCCAUGCGGGCAGCGGCGUGUUCAUGUCGGACCAGAUUGCGGGAUCAACCGGUAGCAACUCGGUUGAUGUCCCUGGACAGCGCUGGAUUAUUCGAGGUGAUCGAGCGGUGAAUGAUCCCGCAUAUUCGACAGUGUUCAGCGUAAGAUCUUCUGAUGUAUCCCAGGUGCCUUUUGUUCAUCACAGAGACUAA
Colletotrichum tamarilloi is the source of this 576-nucleotide messenger RNA. RefSeq lists its product as uncharacterized. Bases 1 to 576 code for a protein of 191 amino acids. The record is from RefSeq and is a predicted model, not a curated record. The transcript has a single exon. Lineage: Eukaryota; Fungi; Ascomycota; Sordariomycetes; Glomerellales; Glomerellaceae.